UUCCAGUUUAAAAGUUACAAAUAUUUGCCAACCAAAUUAAAAAUGACACUUUAUAAUGCAGUACUAAACGUUGAAGCGAACUGUGAAUUAGAUUAUCAUCGGUAAGCUAACUUGUUUUAACGUCAAGAAAGAAGGAUACCGUGAAAGCAUUCUGAUAAGCCAUGCAUAAGAAUAAGAGCUCUACCUCUUUGCCCACGAUUUCUUCUAGCAUGCGCCAAGGCGCCAGUAAUAAACAUGCCCAAAUGUUGAAGCAAUUUAAUGAAGAUAUUUUCAAGAGAAACGUUCUUACAGAUGUAGAAGUAUUUGUGAAAGGAAAAGUAUUCAGAUCCCACAGAUCUCUUUUAAUAUGUUUCAGCCCUUAUCUCAGGCAGAAGCUGAUAAGUUCAGAAGGAAGGCCUAUCACAAACAAGGUCGAAAUACCCUUGAUAGACAGCAAUGAAUUUGAUGUCCUGCUGCGCUAUAUGUACACGGGAAAUCUUCACAUCGACUGCAAUAUAUUUUUAAGAGUCUACCAGGCAGCUUCGCUUCUAGAAAUGCAAGAUGUCAUGCAAGAAUGCCUUCAGCUCCUGGAAAGUGAAAAUGAUAUGCAAACGUAUUUCUAUGUCUACAUGAUAUCGAAGCAGAUGGGAAUUCAUUCAAACUGGUUGCGAGCUUUCAGGCUGAUCACCCAUAGGUUUGAAGAAUGCGUUUUUGCAACUGAAUUCAUGUUACUGAAAGUGGAAUAUGCCAUCGAAAUUCUCUCUGCUCAAACCAUUGGUGCAAGGAGUGAAGUCAUCGUAUUUUUGGCAGGUUUGAAUUGGCUCAAUUACGAUUACACCAGUCGAUGCACGUAUGCAGUAAAAAUUAUGGAAUGUGUACGUUUCAGUUCAAUGACUAUGGAGGAAAUAGUUGCUUGCUAUCACCCACCCUUUCUACCACAAGUGGUUGAAAUUCCAGAAAUAGUUGAGCUCCUAUUCAGAGCCAACUGUUACAUUACUGCUAAAGCUCUGGGACAAGAAAGUUGGUUCAAGCAGUACUCAAAUCCGAAGAGGAUGCUUGCUUUCGAAAACUUAUCAAUGGAAUUAUGGCACCAGAAAAGUCCAUCAUCUACUCCUAAUUUAUCAGUGUACUGUGAAGAGAUGAAUAACAUGGAAGAUUCACUUUAUUUAAAUACAGAUAUAAACAGGACAUCUGAUUCGAUAACAGUUUCACAAGCAGAUGGAAACAGAGGUUCGGAAAAUUAUUUCAGUCAGCCUAAUCUGGAAUGA
This is a messenger RNA of Stegodyphus dumicola, 1247 nucleotides long. Its product is annotated as kelch repeat and BTB domain-containing protein 2-like. The record is from RefSeq and is a predicted model, not a curated record. NCBI's taxonomy places the organism in Eukaryota, Metazoa, Arthropoda, Arachnida, Araneae, Eresidae.